Carassius carassius (crucian carp) is the source of this 1037-nucleotide messenger RNA. RefSeq lists its product as uncharacterized. The transcript is spliced from 4 exons. Gene Ontology annotation, biological process: signal transduction. NCBI's taxonomy places the organism in Eukaryota, Metazoa, Chordata, Actinopteri, Cypriniformes, Cyprinidae. Gene Ontology annotation, molecular function: protein binding. Bases 63 to 482 code for a protein of 139 amino acids. The record is from RefSeq and is a predicted model, not a curated record.
CUGACCGCUCCAGUCGCAUACGCGACAACAGCACACAUUUAUUCCUUGCGUAAGUGGAUAAAAUGCCAAACAAGGCACAAGAGGAUGCUGUGAUCAAUAUGAAAUCUGUGCAGGAGAUUGCCAAGCAGUUAGGGUUCGAGUGGACCGUCCUAGCAUUUGAACUGGGAUUCACCAGAAAUGAAGUCAGACAGUUUCAUGCCACAUCCAAAGAAAAGAGGGUUCAGGCUCAAAGAAUGCUGGAAUCAUGGUAUGAGCGUUCCUGGGACAAACCGAACAAAACCAAGCUUCUGCAGGACGGUCUUGAGCGGGCGGGCCGUCGUGAUCUAGCUGAGAGACUGCGCUGCUUGCAUUGGGGUCACCAGAAGCUCAGCCGCAGAGUCGAGCUGCCCUCUGCCUUCCCCUUCAUCAUUACUGUCCACAAGACCAUAGACAACAAGGACGCCUUGAGCAGGAUUAAUGUGCUCAAUCGCAGUUAUAACUAAGACCAUUUUGCAAAGAAAAAUGAUGUGAGCUAAAAGUCUGAUUGAUGCUGAAAAUGCUGUUCUAAACUUUCUUUAUUUUUCAUUACAACCUGAAUGCUUGUAGUUUAGUUAAAAUCUUUAAAAUAUAGUUUUCAUAUUAGCUAAGUGCAUUUUUAUACAUUUUAAUUAGAAUACAUUUUCAUUUCAUUGUAAUUAAGAUGUUAAUUAACUGAAAACAUUACAUUCAAUUCAGAUGAUUUCCAUGAUAAUGUUAAUUCAUCAUGUUAAUUUUAUCCAGCAUGAUUUGAGAAUUAUCCAGAUUUUCAAUGUGGCCUUAGACUUUUAGAUCCCAGUGUACAUAGAAGAAUAUUCAAUAGUAUUCAGUAGUUUUAUAUAUUCUAUACGUUUUUACACACCUCAUGAAACCAUUCUUCUUGUAACUAAUUAUUCAAUUGCAUGAAUCAAAUUCUGUUUAUUUUUCUAUCAUUCAAUCAAACUCUCAUACAAUAUGUUUACAUUCACAAUGCAUUUACUUAUGUUUCGGUGUUUCGAUAAUAAAAAAAGGUCCACUUGAAA